Amaranthus tricolor (Joseph's coat) is the source of this 2298-nucleotide messenger RNA. RefSeq names its product tyrosine decarboxylase-like. The transcript has 2 exons. NCBI's taxonomy places the organism in Eukaryota, Viridiplantae, Streptophyta, Magnoliopsida, Caryophyllales, Amaranthaceae. Gene Ontology annotation, molecular function: pyridoxal phosphate binding; carboxy-lyase activity. The coding region runs from base 346 to 1887 and encodes 513 amino acids. Gene Ontology annotation, biological process: amino acid metabolic process. The record is from RefSeq and is a predicted model, not a curated record.
AAAAUUAAAAUAAAUUCUACCCAAAAUAUUAUAUCUCAAACACACCCAAAAUUGCAAAGAUAAUGUAACACCUUUAAUCAUGCAUGUGAAUGCAUGAGUUCCAUCUCUCACCAUCCCACUUAAUCCUCUUCCUAUAUAACCCCACUAGUUUCUUUCAUUCCUUACCUACAUCACCAAAUUCACUCUUUUUUUUUGUAUUCGUUCUUUUCCUUUUCCAUUCUUAGCUGAUCUCAAUCUAGCUAGGAGAAUUCAUUAUCCAUUCAAUUUGUCCCUUUUUUCUUUCUCUUUAAACAAAAACCCUUUUAUUAUUUCUUUAUUUCUCAAUUCUUUUCUUAAUCAACUACAAUGGGUUCUCUAGACAUCAACCAAAAAUCAACCCCUUUAAUGACCCAAAACCCAUUAGACCCAGAAGAAUUCAGAAAACAAGGCUACAUGGUUAUAGAUUUUCUAGCUGAAUACUACAAAAGCCUUGAAAAAUACCCCGUUCGAAGCCAAGUCGAACCGGGUUAUUUACGUAAAAGGUUACCCGAAUCCGCCCCAUACAACCCAGAAUCCAUGGAAACCAUUCUCAAAGAUGUCCAAAACGACAUCGUACCAGGUAUAACCCACUGGCAAAGCCCUAACUAUUAUGCUUACUUCCCAAGUAGUGGGAGUACUGCCGGUUUACUUGGAGAAACAUUAGCCGCAGGUUUUAACGUUGUCGGGUUUAACUGGAUAUCAUCUCCAGCAUCCACGGAACUCGAAAGUAUCGUAAUGGAUUGGUUAGCUAACAUGCUUAGCUUACCAAAAUCCUUCACUUUUUCCGGCGGCGGUGGCGGGGUCAUGAUGGGGACCACUUGUGAAGCCAUCUUAACCACCAUAACCGCCGCACGUGACACCUUGCUACACAAAAUCGGACGUAAAAACAUCACAAAACUCGUCGUUUAUGGAUCCGAUCAAACCCAUUGUUCAUUUUUCAAAUCCGCUAAAAUCGCCGGAAUUUCGCCGACAAAUUUCAGAACAAUCAAAACAUCAAAAUCCCAUUCUUUUUCACUCAGACCAGAAUCACUGAAAUCCGCGAUUGAAGCCGAUAUCAAAAACGGUUUAAUCCCUUUCUUCCUUGUAGCAACAGUGGGAACCACUUCAACAGUAGCAGUUGACCCACUGGGCCCACUAUCCGACGUGGCAAAGCAAUAUAACAUGUGGGUCCACAUUGACGCCGCCUACGCCGGAAACGCUUGUAUCUGCCCGGAGCUCCGUCAUAUGAUCGACGGCGUAGAAAAAUCCGAUUCAUUCAGUUUUAAUGCUCAUAAAUGGUUCUUAACAACAUUAGAUUGUUGUUGUUUAUUUGUAAAAGAUCCAAAUUCUCUUGUUCGUAGCUUAUCAACAAAUCCUGAGUAUCUAAAAAACAAAGCUACGGAAAGUCAACAAGUGGUUGACUAUAAAGAUUGGCAGUUAACUCUCAGCCGUCGAUUUAGAUCACUUAAGAUGUGGAUGAUUAUUAGAAGUUAUGGUGUGGAAUAUCUUAGAAGCUUCUUAAGAAGCCACGUGGACAUGGCUAAAUAUUUUGAGAAAAUGGUUGGGAAUGAUAAGAGGUUUGAGAUUGUGGUUCCUAGAACUUUUGCGGUUGUUUGUUUUAGGUUAUCUGCUGUAGGAAUUAUCGAAGAAUGUGGGUAUAAAUUUGUAGGAGAGGAAAUGGUGAAUGAGAUUAACUGUGAGCUUCUUGAGAGUAUAAAUUCUGAAGGGAAGAUUUAUAUGACUCAUUCAUUGGUUGAUGGAAUUUAUUUGAUCAGAUUUGCUGUGGGGGCCACUCUUACUGAAAGUCAUCACGUGAGUUUUGCAUGGAAGUUGGUUCAAGAGCAUGCAAAUACUGUUUUGUCACGAAGAUCACUUAAAAGUGCAAAAUGAGAGGAACAAAAAGAGUAUUAUUUGAUAGUUCAUACAUAUUUCAAGUGAAGUACAAGAAAGGUAAAUAAGAACCACUUGAUGAGCAUGAAUAUAGUCUACAAAAGUAUAAAGAUACCUACCUUUAGCUUUACAUUUGUUUUUUGUUUUGGCUUUUUGUGGGAAAUUUGCAAAUUUGGUAAGGUGGACCUCAUUGUUGGUAGGAAGGUCUAGUCCCGCUUACUAUUAAGAUUCAUCUUCCACGAUCCUCCGUAACUAAACAACUAGCUCUUUUUGGAAAGUUUUUUUGUUUGUGGUUUAGAGGUCAGCAUUGUAUACCAACUGAAAUGCUUGUAAUGCGUACCAAAAAAUGUAGUGUCUUACAUCAGUUUGUAUUUUGUUAAUUAUAUAUUUUUUUAAUACCUUUUUUUUCAA